AUGUUCAGGUCAUUGGAUAGCAUAGAACGUUAUUACGUUUGUAGAAAUGAUAAUAACAUAUACUCCAACUUUGCUAUCACCAGCAAAUACAGUAAACCUUUAACUAAAGAGUUGAUCUCGCAGACUUUGGUUCAAUUGUGUGAAUUGUAUCCAGUCUUUGUCAGUACUUUCUCAAAUAAAGGUACAGAUAAAGAUUGCAAUGAUUACAUUCUCGAGUCGGUAAACGAGUUAUUGUUCGACGACGUAGUUAUCACUGUGGAUCAACCUUUCAGUGAAGAACAAUUGAAAUUCGUCAAUGAGAUUAGAUGUUCUGCAAAUGAAGGUAAACCAACUUGGAGGUUAGUUUUAUUCAAUGAUAAUUACUUAACCUUUUUGUGUGAUCAUGCAUUAUUUGACGGUCAAAGUGGUAUGAACUUCCAUAUAGAAUUCUGUAAGAUUGUUAGUACUAUUGUGGACCCCAAGUUUGUUGAAAGAAUUUAUGUCAAACACCAAGAUUUUCACCCACCACCUAAAACUGAGGAUAUUAUUGAUUUAUUCAAAGUGUCCUGGGUAGAUUAUUUGAAAGCCUACUUGAAGAAGUUGGUUCCGAAAUUUCUUUCACAAUGGUUGAGUUAUCCUUUCCUUAUCAAAUACCCCCUUUUCAAAGAAUCACAUCCAAAAAGUAUUUAUUCCAAUUACAAAAUCAUCAACAUUCCACAUGAUCAACUUGAAGAUCUUUUAAGUAUUCUUAAGUUCAAUGGGGUAAGUUUGACUGCAUUCUUGAAUGUCUUUCUCCAUUACUGUUUGCAGAAUACCAUCUUACCAUCGUUGACUACUCAGUUGUCGUCGGUUUUAUCAUCAAUUCCUAUAUCUGGAAGACGUUAUUAUUCACCAUUCAAGGAGUCUAAAUUUAGAUUUAUGAUUUCUGCUGUGGAUAUCAUUCUAGCCCCUAUAACUGCAAUCAAUGAUAAUUGGUGGCCAAUUAUCAAGCAUAUCAAUAAAGAGAUCAAUAAUCAAGUAAAGUCAAGAGAUAUUUUUAGACAUCCGCCUAUUCACAGCCCCUAUCAGUAUAUUGCACCCGAUAAGCCUAAUACUUGUGUGCCGCUUUACGAGCUCUCCAAUUUGGGGUUCAAUAAUGUAUCCUUCGGUGAGUGGAGUUUAACCGAUGUAGUAUUCAGUCAAUGUAUUGGAAUUACCAAUACCUUUGGUUUCACUGUGGCCUCAACUCCCAAUUCCAUGAACAUAGUAUUUUCCUAUCUUGAUGAAUACGGACAUUGUCCAAAUGAAAAUUUCGUGACCUUCUUCAAAGACAGCAUGGUCAAAUUCAUAACAAACAACCGAUGA
Messenger RNA from Yamadazyma jaroonii, 1323 nucleotides. NCBI's taxonomy places the organism in Eukaryota, Fungi, Ascomycota, Pichiomycetes, Serinales, Debaryomycetaceae. The record is from the annotation of a GenBank genome assembly.